This is a messenger RNA of Aspergillus homomorphus CBS 101889, 1107 nucleotides long. RefSeq names its product putative SNF7 family protein (Cta1). The record is from RefSeq and is a predicted model, not a curated record. The transcript is spliced from 2 exons. Gene Ontology annotation, biological process: late endosome to vacuole transport via multivesicular body sorting pathway; vesicle budding from membrane. Bases 241 to 891 code for a protein of 216 amino acids. Lineage: Eukaryota; Fungi; Ascomycota; Eurotiomycetes; Eurotiales; Aspergillaceae. Gene Ontology annotation, cellular component: multivesicular body.
CUAGGAGUCAUGGAGAGGUUGAUAAAGUGGUGUCCACUUCGUCACUCACUGGAAGUAAGCGUUGCUCGAUAUACACUUCUAGUACUUGCUGGACGGUAGGCGGCGAGACUAUUUACUGCCUGACGGUGCUGUUUCCCGCCCUUCAACCCAAACCAACUAAACCAAACCACUCCAGCUCGCCACAACAACAACAACAACAGCACAAACCACUCUCCUUGAUAAUUUCUCUCAGAACCCACGAUGAACCGGUUAUUCGGUAGCAAGAACACGGCUCCCAAGCCGACAUUGGACGGGGCGAUCAGCAAUGUCGAAAACCGCAUCUCCAGCAUCGACGUCAAGCUGGCGGCGCUGAACUCGGAGCUCUCGACCUACCAGACCAAGAUCGCCAAGAUGCGCGACGGGCCCGGCAAGACCGCGCUGCGGCAGAAGGCGCUCAAGGUGCUGCAGCGGCGGAAGCAGUACGAGGCGCAGCGCGACCAGCUGUCGCAGCAGUCGUGGAACAUGGAGCAGGCGGGCAUGAUGCAGGACAACCUGAAGAACGUGAUGACGACGGUGGACGCGAUGAAGACGACGACCAAGACGCUGAAGAAGCAGUACGGGCAGAUCGACAUUGACAAGAUCGAGCGCAUGCAGGACGAGAUGGCCGACUUGAUGGACAUCGGCAACGAGAUCCAGGAGAGCAUCUCGCGCGCCUACGAUGUGCCGGAGGACGUCGACGAGGCGGAGCUCGACGCCGAACUCGAGGCACUCGGCGAGGAGACCAUGAUGGAGGGCGCCAUGGCCGACAGCGCCAUGCCCAGUUUCCUACAGGACGAGGUCGCGCCGCCGCAAUUCAUCGAUGAGCCGCCGGAGCAGAACAAGAUCAAGGAGCCUGCGGGCGGGCUUAGCUGAAUUGGCGGGACGGGUGCAACCAGGGUCUGUGAGUCUAGGUGUUUUAACUAUGGAGACAUUCGGAGUCGGGUCAUGUGUAUUUCUCCUUUUCAACAUUUUUUUCAUUUGAGGCAUUCAUUUCCUGGUUUCAAAAUCUAUGUACGAGCACCUCGCCGCGCAACGGAUCCAGGCGAAACUCCAUAAUAGCCGUUGUAGAAGUUAUGGAUCUUCCCGGCU